Phoenix dactylifera (date palm) is the source of this 2206-nucleotide messenger RNA. It is a transcript of the gene DPB2, whose product is annotated as DNA polymerase epsilon subunit B2. Gene Ontology annotation, biological process: DNA-templated DNA replication; error-prone translesion synthesis. Gene Ontology annotation, molecular function: DNA binding. Gene Ontology annotation, cellular component: epsilon DNA polymerase complex. The record is from RefSeq and is a predicted model, not a curated record. NCBI's taxonomy places the organism in Eukaryota, Viridiplantae, Streptophyta, Magnoliopsida, Arecales, Arecaceae.
UAUAACCCUCCUCCAGUUUCCCGCCAUUUACAGAGCGAGCGAGAGAUCGGGAGAUGGGGGCGGCGGGAACGCGGAAGAAGGUCCAGCGAAAGUUUAAGCUCCGAGGGUUUACCCUCAAAGUGGAGGCCUUGGAGGAGGCCCUCGCCUUCCUCUCCCGCUUCCCCGACGCCGAGGACGACGCCCUCGACCUCCUCAUCGACGAGAUCGACAAGGAAUCCCUUAAAUCGUCGAUUUUGGACCGGGAGGCGAUCCACCGGGUGGUCAGCCUCCUCCUGGACGCGGAUGCCGCCGUGGAUCCGAGCUCCACGGUUGCCAGCAACGGGGCGGCACUCCGUGUGAUCGAUGCAUUUGUGGUCCCUAGGUUCCGAUACGAUCCCAUUAAGAAAGUCUUCUACGAGCACACGGGAAGGCUGCCGAUCCAUGGGGAAGCUGGGGACAAAGCUGCCCUAUAUAGGGAUAGGUACCAGUUGCUUCUUCAGAGGCUCUCUCGUGAUAAGUAUUUCUCCAGACCGGCAUUUGAUAUUGAAAUGACAGAUUCCAAGAGUUGUGAGAUAACUCCAAUCCAAUCUUUGAUUGGAUGCAGUGGAAGGAGAUGGAUCGUGGGGGUGAUAUCACAGUUAGAAGAAGGCCAUUUCUUCUUGGAAGAUCUUACUGCAGCAGUACCAAUUGACUUAGCCAAUGCAAAAAUCACCUCAGGAUUCUUUGUUGAAAACACCAUAAUUGUAGCAGAAGGAGAGUUGCUUUCAAAUGGCAUUUUUCAGGUCAAUACAUGUGGGUUUCCACCUCUGGAGGACAGAGAAGUUUCACUGUCACUACUCAUGGGACUUGACUUCUUUGGUGGUGGUGUACUGUCAACAGAAGAAACUCUCAGACUGUCAGGACUGGAAAAGAAGGCAGUGAACGACAUGUUUGUCAUCCUCUCUGAUGUUUGGCUGGACAAUGAUGAGACUGUGGAAAAGCUAGCUGUGGUCUUGGAUGGUUAUGACAGUGUGGAGGUGGUUCCUUCUUUAUUUGUCUUAAUGGGAAAUUUCUGCUCUCACCCCUGUAAUCUUGCUUUCCAUUCUUUCUCAAGUCUCAGAAUGCAGUUUGGAAAGCUUGGGGAAAUGAUUGAAGCUCGCCCAAGACUGAAAGAACGAAGCCGAUUUUUAUUUAUUCCAGGUCCUGAUGAUGCAGGUCCAUCAAAAGUUCUUCCAAGAUGUUCAUUACCAAAGUAUCUAACUGAAGACCUUCAGAAGCACAUUCCCAACGCAAUUUUCUCUAGCAAUCCUUGCAGAAUAAAAUUUUACACCCAAGAAAUUGUAUUCUUCCGGCAAGAUCUACUAUACAGAAUGCGUCGUUCCUCUCUGAUUCCUCCCUCAACAGAAGAAACAAGCGAUCCCUUUGAGCAUCUUGUGGCCACCAUCACUCAUCAAAGUCAUCUCUGUCCCUUGCCUCUAACUGUGCAGCCUAUCAUCUGGAACUAUGACCACUGCCUCCGGUUAUAUCCAACACCAGAUCUGAUAGUGUUGGGUGACAGGAGUGAACAAAAGGCCUUCAAGUACACAGGAAUAACAUGUUUCAACCCAGGUUCCUUCUCCAACGACAGCACCUUUGCAGCAUACCGGCCUUGCACCAAGGAGGUUGAGCUGUCUGCCCUUGAAAGUUAGUGCCUUCGAGCAUUUUAACUUUAUUUUUGUUCAGGAGAGAAGGUUGUGACAGAGAGAUAACACCCAAGUUCGUCAUAUUCCAGCGAUUAACUUGUUCCGUAUAAUGAGAUUCUUGCUUCAUGAUUGCUACUGAAUAACACCAUACGUUCAGUUGGUGAUGGCUCACUAUUGAGGGUGGAGAGUGCAAGCUAUGUUUGGGUGUAGCAAGUGCUGACAUUUUCUAAGCAGGUCAUGCAUGAAACUUCAUUGAAUGAUUCCCUGGAAGAGCACACUGCAGCUAUUUCUGUGGCAGAAUAACUGUAUCUUAGAUUUGCAAUACUACUAUUAUACUAACCAUCAAUACUGUUAUAUUCUUUUGCUGAAUUAAAUUCUGAUUUUUUUUUUAAACUAAGUUCUGUGAAAUCUCUCGGUAGGCAUAUGAUGAAUGACAAGUUGUCCCAGAGGAUUUUGUGAAUGUACAGAUAAUGGUUUAUGCUUUCUUAUUAUUCAACAGAGAGCUUGAUAUUGGUGUAAAUAAUCAACACCUCUUUAUAAUGAAGAAUGGACAUUAUUUGUUUGGA